GAGGGCUGUGGAAGUGCUUGGAUGUAUUCAUCAGUUUUCAUUCAUCCAUUAGUCCGCCUCACUUACUGAAACCCACUAGCUAUACGUGUGACGGGACUCGCAAUUGAAGACAAUACCCUUGGCGACUUCACAUCUCAAAUUUUUGACGCGUUAAAGCUCGGACGCCCAUAUGCAUCUGUAUCCUUCGGCGCAGUUUAUCGGUGCAGCAUCAAAACCGACGAAGGCACUAUGGAGGUCGCAGUGAAGGUGCUCAAGAUCGAUCCUGGGAGAGCUAUGGAGAAAAUUGAGAAGGCAAUGCGUCGGGAACUUGAACUAUGGCUUAGACUGUCAAAGCAUUCAACUAUAGUGCCGCUACUUGGCAUUGCAUACGUCGAUUCUUCAUUGCCAGCUCUAGUUUCUCAAUGGAUGUCGCCUGGGACAUUGUAUAUGUACCUCGAGCAAGGUACAAUUACUGCUUCCACUAAAGUUGAAUUGGUCAUGGGCGUCGCGGGUGGCCUCAAGUAUCUUCACUCCGAGGGUGUCGUUCACGGAGACCUUCAUCCUGCAAAUGUGCUCAUAGACGAUUUAGGCAAUCCACGUCUCACAGAUUUUGGUCUCGCAACAGUCGUAGGAGACCCAGAGUUGCAGUGGGGUGCGACAACUGCGGCACGUGAACUCAAUGUUCGGUGGCGUGCUCCUGAAGUUAUUGGACUCGAGUAUGAUCCUGCAAAACCGACUUUUAUGAGUGAUAUCUAUUCUUUUGGUGGUGUCAUGUUCCUUGUGCGAUCUCUGUGAUUUUUGCUGCUCUAUUCUAAGCCUUUCCUUCUCAGAUCCUCUCAGGGGUUACACCAUGGAAAGAGAAGAAACAUUCAACUCACAUCAUCAUCGAGCUAUCGAAAGGAGCUACUCCUGCACGUCCCGACAACAUUUUGGACGAUUACUGGGGAUUGAUUCAACAAUGCUGGUCUUGGGACCCUGUGCGUCGUCCAGAGGCAACGGAAGUGCUUCGAUACAUCGAUCAGUUUACCCAACAUCAG
This is a messenger RNA of Suillus subaureus, 1016 nucleotides long. RefSeq names its product kinase-like domain-containing protein. Gene Ontology annotation, molecular function: protein kinase activity; ATP binding. Lineage: Eukaryota; Fungi; Basidiomycota; Agaricomycetes; Boletales; Suillaceae. The record is from RefSeq and is a predicted model, not a curated record. Bases 229 to 774 code for a protein of 181 amino acids. The transcript has 7 exons. Gene Ontology annotation, biological process: protein phosphorylation.